UGUCCCCAUCCACCCGUCUGUUUCUCGGUUACAUCGAUCUGUAAGGUAGGUAGGCGUGCAAAACAACAACGACAGAAAGCCGGGCUCCAUGGCUGCUAAGUACGCCGUACUUUGACAUUCAAUGAGCUGUCGUUGCACUUGGUGCAGCUUGGUGCUGCAAAUGUUGGCCUACCACACGGCCCCGGCUGCUGUAGUUGCAUGUACUUAGUUAUGCGGGCGUUCUACUAGGGCUGCACUCAGUCGGUGUUCAUCUUUUGAGCAACGCGGACGCGGUUUUGGCGGUUUUUCGUGUGCGGAUUGUCGCCCUUCUGGCAUCCCCGGGAGUUCCGUUGCCCGAGACGUGCGGAAUAUCCUUUUUUUCUGUGAGUGUGUGUGAUCGGUGGUUGGUGGUUUGCAGGGUAGCAGCUGUUCACCUGUGGGAUCGCGUGGUUGGUGAAAUCAUCAUCACCCGGUCGCUAGGUCGAGGAGGUGACCUACAUUGGGCUGCCGGGCCUGGUGCACGGGCGCAACGAUGGAGCAGAUCAUGUCCCCGCACCACCACCAGCACCACUACCGGAGCAUCCCGGACACGUACGCCGGCCGCUCGCUGUUCAUAACCGGUGCGACGGGUUUCAUGGGCAAAGUCCUUGUGGAAAAGUUGCUUCGCGACUGCCCGGAUCUCAAGUGCAUCUACUUGCUGAUUCGUACCAAGAAGGGCAUCGAUGCCGCCCAGCGGAGGGAUGACUACCUCAAGCAUCUGGUGUUCGAUCGGAUCCGGGAGACGAACCGCUCGCAGCUGGACAAGGUCAAGUUGAUUCGCGGUGAUAUCUUGAGUGAAGGGUUGGAAAUUAGCGAAUCGGAUCGGGCGCUGCUGUCCGAAAACGUGGAAAUCAUCUUUCACUGCGCGGCGAAUGUGAGGUUCGAUCAGGAACUGAAACAGGCGAUCAAUUUCAAUACGAAUGGGACCUUGAGGGUGCUAAAGUUGGCAGAGCAGAUGAAGAGACUGAUGGCAUUCGUUCACGUGUCCACCGCGUACUGUCAGUGCAACGAGGAGGUGGUCGAGGAAAGAGCCUACCCUGCGCCCCACAAUCCACUAGGAAUUUCCAAGCUGGCCGAUCUGGUGGAGAGCGAUGUGCUGGAUUUGGUCACGCCUAGUCUACUCAACAACUUGCCCAACACCUAUGCGUACACGAAAGCCCUGACCGAGGGUCUAGUCUACAGCUACCGAGAUCGUUUUCCGAUCGCGAUCGCUCGUCCCACAAUAGUGGUGGCCGCCUGGAAAGAACCCCUGCCCGGAUGGAUAGAAGGAACCAAUGGUCCUACGGGUCUGAUGAUCGGUGGCGGUCGUGGCAUCAUCCGCAGUAUGCACUGUAAUCCGGACUACGAAACGGAUCUGAUGCCCGUAGAUAUCACAAUGAAUGCGAUCAUCGCCUUUGCUGCGGAUCGGGUGAACAACCAGAACGAUCGGGACAUCAUGUACUGUAACGUUUCGGGAGCUAAUGUAAAUCCACUGACUUGGGGUGAAGCACUUGAAACUGGAAGGAAAAAGUUCUACGAUAACCCGCUCUGUUUUGCGUUGUGGUAUCCGGAUGGGUCCAUUAAGUCCAACUACUACUAUCACACGUUGUGCGUGAUCCUGUUCCACUACCUGCCUGCCUAUCUGAUCGAUUUCCUGCUGAUCGUACUACGGAAGAAACCAUUCAUGAUCAAAAUCCAGAAACGGAUAUCGCAAGGCCUGGAAGUGCUGCAGUACUACACCACCAAGGUUUGGAUCUUCAAGAACGACAACAUGCGGGCCAUGUACAGCCGCCUGUCGGAGGACGACCGGGAAAAGUUCUACUUCGACAUGUCGCACGUGCAUUGGCCCACGUAUUUUCUCAACUACAUCAUGGGAGUUCGACAGUACGUACUGAAGGAACCACCGGAAACGCUGCCGAAGGCUCGGAAAUUGUUGAAAAAAUUAUACAUCAUGGACAAGCUCGUGCAGGUCGCGAUCUACGCGCUGAUCCUCUGGCUGGCCUAUUGCUACUGGGACGUAGUGAUAGGUUCGAUCCAGUUCGUUUUCGACUCCGCCAUCGACGGAGUACGGAAAACAAUAACUCCAACAAGAGGGGCACAUUCGAUGAGGACUUAACAGCAGUGCUCCAGACGACCAGAUGAUGAACAUUAAGCCUGUAACACAUAGCGUACGAUUGCGUUGAAUUUGCCCCAUUUGGAAACUGACGAAUUCGACGCAAACGUACGCUAUGUAUUCCAGACUUUAGGAUUGAUGAUUGAUAUUAUUAAUGACUAGUAACUACAUUUAGAUAGUGUUAUGUUGUGUUUUGCUUACAAUUUCUGUCAAGUAGCGUGUAGAUCUUUUUGCCUUAUUUUGUACCAUAGCACCGCGAAUCACAUUUCAAUGUUUGUAAUAUAAUAAAGCGCUCAACUUUUCGGUUCACUAAAUUACAAA
This is a messenger RNA of Aedes albopictus (Asian tiger mosquito), 2431 nucleotides long. RefSeq names its product putative fatty acyl-CoA reductase CG5065. Gene Ontology annotation, biological process: long-chain fatty-acyl-CoA metabolic process. Bases 512 to 2113 code for a protein of 533 amino acids. The transcript is spliced from 5 exons. Gene Ontology annotation, molecular function: alcohol-forming very long-chain fatty acyl-CoA reductase (NADP+) activity. NCBI's taxonomy places the organism in Eukaryota, Metazoa, Arthropoda, Insecta, Diptera, Culicidae. Gene Ontology annotation, cellular component: peroxisome. The record is from RefSeq and is a predicted model, not a curated record.